AUGACGAAGAAAGAAGCACAAGAAGCAGACGAAGACGACGCAGAAGAAGGUGGUGAAGAGGAACAAGCACAAGAAGCAGACGAAGGCGAAGAAGCAGAGGAAGACGACGCGAAGAAGAAGACGAAGAGGCACAAGUACAACAACAACAACAAGAGGAAGAAGCAGCACAAGAAGCACAAAAUGAAUAGGAAGCAGAAGGAAAAGAAGAAGCGGAAGCACAUGAAGACGACGAAGGAGACGAAGAAGAAGGAGAAGUGGAACAAGCAGAAGGAGAAGGAGGAAGAAGGAGAAGAAGAAUUACAACAACAAGAGGAAGAAGCAGCACAAGAAGCACAAAAUGAAUACAAAGAAGAAGCAGAAGAAGACGAAGCACAAGAAGCACACGAAGACGACAACGAAGAAGAGGAAGCAAAAGAAGAGAGGAGGCACAAGAAGCACAUGAAGACCACGAAGGAGACGAAGAACAAGAAGACGAAGAAGAAGGAGAAGAGGAAGAAGCAGAAGGAGAAGGAGAAGAAGAAUGCGAACCCACGUUUCUUCGACAAUCCCGUAGAACUACAACAACAAGAGGAAGAAGCAGCACAAGAAGCACAAAAUGAAUACGAAGAAGAAGCAGAAGAAGACGAAUCACAACAAGCACACGAAGACGACGACGACGAAGAAGAAGAAGCAAAAGAAGAAGAGGAGGCACAAGAAGCACACGAAGAAGACGAAGCUGACGAAGAACAACAAGACGAAGAAGUAGGAGAAGAGAAAGAAGGAGAAGAAGAAUGCGAACCCACGUUUCUUCGACAAUCCCGUUUUGCAUUAUCUGUCAUUCUCCUCGAUGUUUUUGUACAACAAGAAGAAGAUGAAGUGGAGGAGGAAGAAUCAGCACAAGAGUCACAAAAGGAAGAAGACGAAGGAGAAGCAGAAGAGGACGAAGUCGAAGCAGCAGAAGAAGCACACGAAUAUGACGAAGAAGAAGAGAAAGAAGCACAAGAAGCAGACGAAGACAACGACGAGUAA
Molecule: messenger RNA, 1008 nt
Organism: Ornithodoros turicata
Lineage: Eukaryota; Metazoa; Arthropoda; Arachnida; Ixodida; Argasidae
Product: glutamic acid-rich protein-like
Exons: 5
Coding region: 1-1008 (335 amino acids)
Source: RefSeq, a predicted model, not a curated record